Messenger RNA from Alligator sinensis (Chinese alligator), 3740 nucleotides. It is a transcript of the gene CDC50B, whose product is annotated as transmembrane protein 30B. The transcript has a single exon. Gene Ontology annotation, cellular component: plasma membrane; endoplasmic reticulum; Golgi apparatus. The annotation marks the transcript as partial. Gene Ontology annotation, biological process: phospholipid translocation. The record is from RefSeq and is a predicted model, not a curated record. Lineage: Eukaryota; Metazoa; Chordata; Crocodylia; Alligatoridae.
UUGCUGUCGGCGGGCAUCGCGCUGCCGCUCUUCUUCGCGCUGGGCCUGGCCGGGCUGGCCGUGGGGCUGGGGCUGCACUUCUCCUCGGGCACCAUCCGCGAGCUGGAGCUGGAUUACACGGGCGCCCCGCGCAGCAACCACGACUGCGCCCGCUGCACCAAUGCCAGCGCCACCUCCGGCCCGUGCCUCUGCACCCUGCGCUUUGAACUGGCCGAGCCCUUCCCGGGGCCAGUGUGCCUGUACUACCAGCUGUCCAACUACUACCAGAACCACCGGCGCUACGGCGUGUCCCGCGACGACCUGCAGCUCAGCGGGGACCCCUGGGGGCUGCGGGUUGCCAACAGCCUCUUCAACGACACCUUCACCCUCCACCGCCUGGUCAACGGGUCCUUCAUGCCGGUGCCCCUGGACAGCCGGGGCAUCUCCUGGUGGACCGACUCCAACGUCAAGUUCCGCAACCCAGAGCUGGUGAACGGCAGCCUGGCCACCGCCUUCUGGGGCACGGCCAAGCCCCCCAACUGGCCCUGUGCUGCCUACCUGCUGGAUGCCGGCAACCCCAACAACACAGGCUUCGUCAACGAGGACUUCAUCGUGUGGAUGCGCACCGCUGCCCUGCCCACCUUCCGCAAGCUCUACCGCCGUGUCCACCAGGGCAACUUCUCCGCUGGCCUGCCCCAUGGAACCUACCGCCUCGACAUCAAUUACAGCUACCCUGUCCUCCCCUUCAAGGGCACCAAGAAGGUCAUUCUCAGUACAGUCUCCUGGAUGGGUGGCAAGAACCCCUUCCUGGGCAUUGCCUACCUGGUCUUUGGCUCGGCUUGCAUCCUCACUGGUUUUGUCAUGCUGGCUGUGCAUAUCAAGUACCAACAGCAAAACCAGAUGGAUGAGGAUUAGAGAAAGCUGGAGGUCCUAAUGCUGCUGGGCAUAGAAGUUGGGGGGAGGAAUUAAAUUGCAGGUAGUCACCAUGCUUGGUAUAAUUCUGACCUCAUGGGGAGUGCUCUGAAAAGAAGAACUAGGCCUUUUUUUGUUUUGUGACAGAUUAAAUUAAAAUACUUUUUUUUUCCCCAAUAGAAAACCAAGAAACAUCCAGACCUGGUUAGAAUGGCUGAACUCGUGGUUCAUAAUGUGAUAAGAGAAUAUUAUGUGCCUAACAAGUUACUGUUGAGCUAAAACUCUUCUCUACUACCCACAUUUCUAAUGACCCAGACUUAUUUCUUAUGCCUGAAAGAACUUCAUGCAAUGCUGUUCCUCAUUUACUGCUUUCUAUUCUGAACUUCUGUGUUUCUUAAACAUUUUUUUGCUACAAGUGAAACUUAAUAUGUUAUUUUCAUUGUUACGUGAAAAGGAGUAGAGUCAUGGGUUAUUCAUUUGCAUAAUUGCCUGGAGUUUGUGCUACAAACAUCAUAAUAGCUUCUAAAAUAUUCCAAUUUCAUUUACAAGUCUUCAAAUUUUUUUAGGUCUCACUAGCCUUUAUGGCUCCUAGCAUAUCAGUGCCUUCAAACCAAUAAAAGCAAUAUUUAAACGAAUAUGCAUAGCAAGACCAAAGCGCUGACCUCCACAUCAGUGUCAUUUGAAUCAUACUUGAGAGAAGUUUUUAAUUGUCUUUAAUUACAAUAAUAUUUUAGUUCCCUUAAUUUUUGUAGAAAUUUAGAUAGGGAGUGUAAAAUGAUCUUAAACUGAAAUGAAAAUAAAACACCCUGAACUGGAGCUGUCCAAAAAGAUAAACUUCAAGGGAGUAUCUAAUGUGAAAUGCCACAAUUUAAGUGGUAACAAUAAUAAAUAAAUAAAUAAAAUCACUUCUCAUUUUCUCUGUUUGUUUUCUGACUUUCCCCUUACUUAGAGCUUACUGAUGUAGGGAUAAGAUGUAACUUUACACAGAACGACCUACUCCAUAAUCUCUAAUACUCCAUGUGAGUAUUCUUAAUGUCCAGUAUCUGUGAGUAGUACUGUGUUUGAAAGUGGAGAUUCAUUCUAUUACAUGGAGAGAUGUCUCUCCCUCUCUCUCCUCCUUAGAUAAAUUUUACUUAUCUUCUAAGCAAAAUUGGCUAGGUUUGAAGAAAGUUCUCUUAAUUUCACUUACAAAGCACCAAUGGCAGAAAGUUCUCUUUGUGUUAUAGGUUUAUGCCUAAAACAGUAAUAUGGGAUGGUCCUUGUUUGUUUAUAUAUCUAUCUGGAUUUUGAGGAGUAUGGCCAAGAAUGGCAUUAGAUCAUUUCUAGACUAGAAAUGCUACCAGUGUGGGAGUAAAAAUGUAUCAAAAUCAUUGGUAAAACAACUUCAUAGUAUUUCUUUUCUUGCAAAAUACCUGAUUGUAUAUAUAUAUGAAAUGGACCCAGGUAGCGGAAUGAUUAAAAGAGUAGAGUCUAAGUACAGCAGUGUUUAUAUUUUGUUUCAGUCUUGUGACUCUCUUGCUUUUUUGAGUGGUUGAGUUGCUGGCAGUUAAAAGUGAUGGUUGUGUAUGAGAAGUACUCUGUCUAGUUUUGAUGGCUGAAAUUCUGCAGCAUGUAAAUUAUUAUCUUUAGUUCACAGUGAGGCAGCUCUCCUUGUCCCUUACCUGCCUGUGUUAGAAGUCUUUGGAUGUGGAGCUGCUAUCUUUACAGAACUUCUGUUCUCAGAGUUCUUCCUGUCUUAAUUAUAUAACACAGGCUAAUGUCAAUGUGUUUUUAUACCGGCACUAUGUAUUAAAGAGGUUUAUAGUCAUGGUUAUUGAAACUCUGAAAAAAAGCUUGAAAACAUUUACAUUUGCAGGGGAGGGGGAAGAGGUUCUUUAAAUGCUUUCUGGUAACAAAAAUAAUUGCAAGGUAUUUCUGAGUAUGACUUGUCUCACUAAACAACCGCUUUUCAACUUCUUCCAGAGUAGUUAAAUCUGGGGAAUGUUGCAAAAGCAAGGAAAGGCCUUUAGUCAAGCAAAUAUGACAGCAGAACUCUAUAAUCAAGUGACCAAAUUGGAUUGUUACAUUUCUGCAGAAUUCUCAGAAGUUAACAAAAUUGCUGUGGUGUAACUGGGGCCAGAAUUUGUUUUAUUUCAUAUAGUUCUUACUAACUACUCUUUGAAAGUAGAGAGUACUUUGAGAGAAUCUGUUUCAUCUCUCAAGUUUUGUGUAGAAUGGAAAAAUACUUACGCUGAAGUCUCAUUGGUCCAGAGAGAGAGAGAGCGAAGCAGUAAAAGAGCAGGGUUUUUUUCUCUUUAAAAUGUCAUUUAAAAUAUUGCAUUAAAGUGUUAAUUUUGAGUUUUUGGUUAAUGGAAAAAUUCAGCAUGUCUUUGACUCAAUAUUCAGUUCAGGUUUACUCAUCAGAACUCCUUUCACCUGUAAUAAUCUAAAUUGAAAAUCUAACUUUAUCAUGAUACAUUUUUCUCUGUUUAAAGGUGAAACUAAGUUUCUCAGUUUCAUUUGUGGCUUAUGCUAUCUUUUUAGUCAAUACCAUCUUUUAGGUUUUAUGCCUUAACAUAAGAUCUCUGUUUUAUAGGCAUCUAUAAACCUUCAGGGAAAUAUAGUAUUAUUCCCUAUUCAGCUGCAGUUAAAAAUAGAUUUUAAUCUUCCAUUAUAAAAUAGCUGUUAAACUCAGUUGUCCCUUUGUCUUGGUGAAUGUGCUCUCUUUCAUGUUGUGUAAAGAAUAAAUUGAAAUGGGGAAGAAGGGGAAACUCAUGUGAUUUGUGGAGCUUCAGGCUCCACAAAUAUAGGAUUGUGUAUUGCUAAGGUGGAGGGAGUGGUAAAUUUGAAUAAAAUGCUUUGGAAGGAUA